AUGAAGGCCGCCGUGUGCACGGCCGCCGGCAACCCCCUCGUCGUCCAGGACAUGGCCGGCCCCGCGUCGCCGCCGGCCGCGGGCACGGUCAUCAUCAGGACCGCCGCCGUCGCCGUCAACCCGUUUGACGCUGCCAUGCAGACGUACGGCGCGGCCGUCUUUUCGUUUCUGUCGUUCCCGGCCGUCUUUGGCGAGGACGUGGCGGGCGUCGUCGAGGAGGCCGGCGCGGGCGCGCCGUUUGCGAUGGGGGACCGCGUGGCCGGACUGAGCCUGCGGGCGGGCUUCCAGGAGCGGGUGGUGCUGGCGGCGCACAUGGCGUACCGGGUGCCGGCGGCGGUGCCGUUUGCGGCGGCGGCGUCGCUGCCGAUGGGCGUCGUGGUGGCCCUGUUUGGGCUGUUCCACCCGACGUACCUGAACUUGAGGACGCCGUGGCCGACGGGGUCGCCGACGGGGUCGCCGACGGGGUCGCCGACAGGUCCUCCCCCUGCCACCACGCCGCCCCAGGUCGUCCUCGUCUGGGGCGCGUCCACCAGCGUCGGCAGCCAGGCCGUGCAGCUGGCCGCGCGGGCCGGCUACGAGGUGAUUACGACGGCCUCGCCGGCGCGGUUCGCCGCGGCCAGGGCGCUCGGCGCCGCGCACGUCUUCGACUACCGCUCGCCGACCGUGGUCGACGACAUCCGGGCCGCCGCCGCGGGCAAGACCGUGGUCGGCGCGUUUUGCAACGGCGGCACCCAGCGCGCCGCGUUUGCCGGCAUCCUUGCGGCCUGCGCCGACGUCGUCCGCGGCCAGGCGCGGCCGUUCUUGGCCCUGACCAUGGAGAUGCCGCCCGAGGGCGUGCCGGCGGGCGUCGAGGGCAAGUUUAUUGAAGGCGUGCACGAGGACCCGGCGUUUACGCGGCCGUUCCUGGGCCCGGACGGCUUCCUCCCCCGCGCGCUCGAGGCCGGGACGUACCAGGUGGCGCCGGCGCCGCGGAUUGUGGGCCACGGACUGGAGGCGCUGCAGGGCGGCCUGGAUCUGGUCAAGGCUGGCGUGUCGGCGGCCAAGGUGGUGGUGACUCUGUAG
This is a messenger RNA of Sporothrix brasiliensis 5110, 1062 nucleotides long. RefSeq lists its product as uncharacterized. Gene Ontology annotation, molecular function: oxidoreductase activity, acting on NAD(P)H. The transcript has a single exon. NCBI's taxonomy places the organism in Eukaryota, Fungi, Ascomycota, Sordariomycetes, Ophiostomatales, Ophiostomataceae. The coding region runs from base 1 to 1062 and encodes 353 amino acids. The record is from RefSeq and is a predicted model, not a curated record.